Messenger RNA from Acaromyces ingoldii, 1232 nucleotides. Its product is annotated as ATP12-domain-containing protein. The coding region runs from base 35 to 1000 and encodes 321 amino acids. The transcript is spliced from 2 exons. Lineage: Eukaryota; Fungi; Basidiomycota; Exobasidiomycetes; Exobasidiales; Cryptobasidiaceae. The record is from RefSeq and is a predicted model, not a curated record. Gene Ontology annotation, cellular component: mitochondrion. Gene Ontology annotation, biological process: mitochondrial proton-transporting ATP synthase complex assembly.
CCAGGAAAGGAUCUUCUCGUCGAUGACAUUGACGAUGACGACGAUGCGACAGGUCGCGCGCGGGCUUCUGUCCACGUCGACAAGAUCUCCGCUACUGUUGACGCGCCCGCUGGUCCGGCCAAUCUCGUGCACACACGGCCUGCUGCAAGCGCCCGCCGCGGCUGUGCCCUCGUCGUCGCCCGAGAGCGCCACGUCCAAGGCCGAGCGCACGCUGCGCCGCUUCUGGAAAAAGGUCGAUGUGGCCUACCACUCGACUCCGCAGUCCACCUCGCACCUCCGUGUCCGCCUCGAUGGCCGGCCGCUCAAGACGCCCUCGGGCUCGGUCCUCGAGAUCCCCGCCGACAGGCCCCUGCUGGCGGCUGUGAUUGCCAAGGAGUGGGCCGAGCAGGAGCGGAUACUGCGACCGCACUCGCUGCCCCUGACGAGCCUCGCCGCGAGAGCCAUCGACGGCCUGUCGAGGGAAAAGGACAGAAUCGGCGUCGUCCAGGAGCUCGCGCGAUAUCUGGACACGGACACCAUCUGCUUCCACGAGGACCACCCGCCCGUGCUCGUGCAGCUCCAAAAGGAGCGCUGGGAUCCGAUCAUAGCGUGGGCAGACAAGCGGUUCAAGCUCGAGAAGCGAACAAAGGUCUUUGAAGGCCUUCUCGACAUUGAGCAGGACAGCCACGUCGUCGCGACGCUCUCGCGCCACAUUCUCACCGCCUUUGACGCCUGGGACCUGGCUGCGUUUGAGCGGGCUGUGCGCUCGACAAAGUCCUUCCUCGUGGCACUCCGUCUCGUCCAGGCCAUCCAGGAGCGCGAGGCGGCCUUUGGUGUAGAGGAGGCCAGCCUGGCUGCCGAGGUAGAAGUCGAGUCGCAGACGCAGCGGUGGGGCCAGGUCGAGGACACGCACGACGUGGACCACGCAGACGCGCGAAAGCUUCUGGGCAGCGUCGCCAUUGCCGUGCAGCGCGAGACAGACGGGGAUCGAUUGGCACGGCAGAUCUUUGCGCAUACAUGAGGCAGCAGUAUUGUAAUUUUAUAUACGUCAUUGCCUCUUCUAUUGUCCCUUGUCUUCCUCCUCUGGCUCUUGCUCCCUGCCCAGCCUCUCGUCGCCGCCGAGAAGCGUCCAGCUCUCGACUUCCCUGCCCUUGGCGUCGUGCCGGAGCAAGAAGCGGCCGCCGUCGCCCUGCUCCUUCCAGACGAGUUCCCUCGUUCGGCCCAGGCUCUCAAUGGCUGAGACGCGGUCCAUG